UGGUAGGUGACGUGUCACGUGACAGCUAUGGCUGAUUGUCUGUUUACAAAUACGACGUAAAAAAAUGUCCGAGUCUUCUAGAGCCACAUUUGACAGCUCGGACUCUCUCGGAAACGUUUGUGUCCUGUGGAGGAAGUAGCCCCCUCUCUCAUAACAAGAUGGAGGACAGUUCCUGUAUCGAGGUGGCGCUCAUCCCGGAGAACCAGCACUGCCGAGAGGUGGCCGACGUACUCAAAGCUCAGCUGGCCCCCAGUGAAACUUUGCUCGGGUGCCUGGAGCUCGGUGGUACGCUGAUGGUGUGGGACCCGGCCAACAGGGAGGUUACUCCGGUCACAAUAGACGGCUGCUACCAGGACUUCUCCUGGGAGGAGGCGAGUGGCCACCAUGGAGUGGGUGGAGCCUUGCAUCUGCUGGCUGUCGGCUCUUGCUGCAAGCUGGCCAUGCUGGAGGUGGACACAGAGAGAAUAUCAUCCCUCUCCGUGCACUGCAUCCAUGAAUGUCCUGCAGAGCACCUCCAACAGGCUGUCUCAGAGUGGGACCAGCGCUUGAAGGUGGCACGUGUGCUCUCGUACGUGUCGGGCCGCUGUUGCCUGCUUAUGGACGCCAUCUGGCUACUGGAGAUCAUGUGGUCACCCAUGCAGAAAAUGCCGCAGACGCUGACCUGCUGCCGCAUCACUCCGAUGGACGGCACCACUGUGGCCCAUUGCUGUGUAUGUGACAACACAGCGUUCGCCCUCAGUGAGAGUGGACUCAUUUCUGUGUAUAAUAUCACAAAUGGCGUCCUUCUGGCCACCAUCAACCUUCCUGCCUCCCUGAGCCCGGCCUUGAUGGGAGAGGAGCUUGUCUCUUCUUCCUGUUCCUUCUGCCUCCUGGAGGUGUCGGCUGACCUGAGCACAGCCGUGGCCGUCACUCACGCUCACGUCGCCGUCGCCGUUGACCUCAACGACUAUUUCAAGAGGAACCCAGACCACCUGCUGUGUGAGGCAGCAGCUACUCACGCCCCGCUCCGUCCCCAACAACCCAGCGACGAGGACAGCUUGGCGAGCUCCAGCUGCAACAUUGCCACGCUGGGAUGGAGCUUCAACACUGACCGAUCCUGGGGGUCUCAUCUGACCACCAUGUACAACACAGCCCAGCAGCCUGCUCUCUCCUCCUUCUCCGCCUGCUCAGCAGCCACGUCCUGGUCCUCCUCGCUCCCCAGCUGGGGGCCACACCAGCCUCUGCCCUCUGCCCAAAGUAGAGUCCCCCCCGGCGGGGCAUCUGUCACUUUUGCCGUCCCAGAAUCGUCCGUCCCAUCCCUGCUCUCUGUCUCCGAGUUCUCUGCCAUGUUAACCUUUGUCUCACCCCGGAACAUGUGGACUGCUAGCGUUUUGUGGGACUUGCAGUCCAGGAAUGUGACGUACCACCAGACAGAGGGCCAGGCGGCACCGGUGGAGCUCUGUGGAGAGAGACAUCACACUCUGCUCCUCAAGAAAGCAGGAAUGUUCCAGGUCUUGUUUUCAGUUUCCCAGCAGGACUUGCUCACCAGGCUGAUGUUGUUCGGCAGUGCAGCCACCGUAGAUGCAGUUUGUCACCUGAACAGCUGGGGGCGCUGCUCCAUUCCCAUCCACUCACUGAAGGCAGGAGUGAAGAACCGUCAGCUGGACACGGUGGAUUUCUACCUGAAGAGCAAAGAAAACCUCCUGAAGACGUUGAGCUCCUCUAGCCUCAAAGAACGCGUCCAGACACUGUGUCCCGCCUUGGACCUGCUGUGCUCCGCCAUCAGGGAAUCCAACAGUGACGCUCAGAGCCGCCAGUUCUCCGAGCAGCUGCUCCACAUAACACUCAACUUUGUCAGCGCGCAGAUACGCUAUGUCCUCACUCACAUGCACUACGAGGAUGAAAAUGUGAGGAGCUGCGUGGACGUCCUGAACAAAUACCUCGCAGAACUUAGAACCUUCAUGAAGAAAUACCCUUGGCUUGUAGGGGGAGACCCCCACAAAGACGACGCACCUGCUGAUGAGGAGGACAAGUGGGAGCUGCUACCGAUAGAGGAAUUGGUCCGCCUGUCUGUCCUGACAAAUGACAUUCCCAGAGCUCAAGCGGCCUUGAGGAAGCGGGGCCAUCCAGAGUGGCGUCUAUCGGCCAUUAGGGCUGUGGGCCUACGUCAGGUCUUCUCCUGCCUGCAGCAGCGCGACCUGCAGACCGCCAAGGUGCUCCUUACCAACAUGGGACUCAACGUGAAGAAGGAGCUGCAUCGGAUCUGCAUCUACACGGACAACAAGGAUCUGCGGGAGUUUGUGGGGGAGGAGCUCUCUCGGCAGGCUUACUUUUCUGAGGAGGAGAGUCAAGGCGUUGUGUUCAUCAAGGAGGUGGAGCGUCUGCUCGCUCUUCCUGCUUCCCGCCAUACACACGUCCACUGUUCCAGCAGGGUGGUGGAGGUGUUCCUCAGGGAGUCAGGAGGCGGGGAGGUUCUAGAGGAGGUUUUGGGACAGAGGAGUUUCGAGGAGGAUGAUGAGGAGUCAGCGCUUUGUCACAAUGUGAGACUAGACUGGGUGAAGAACUGGAACCAGAGCAGCAGAACCGCCAUCCUGCUGUCCAGACACCAGCCCUCAGAUUUCAGCAUGUGUGAUGCCGGCGUGUUGUGGCGUCACAUGACCACCCUCCACAACCGGUGUGGCGUUGUUGACUGGAUCGAGAGCAGUGAGGGCUCCGGUGCCUCACGGUGGCCGGAGUUAACCCCGGCGGUGGUCAACAACAACAUGUUGUGCAGCUUCUUCCUGACGGAGGACAUCCUGGACUUACUAGCCAGGAGAGGCGUGUUCAUCCCUGAUGAGCUGGCCGACUUGGAGCGGUUGCUAUGGCGGCUAGCUCAGGGGGAAGGACUGAUGUCAUGCUCUCUGCCGCUCCCUCAGCACCGCUCGCCACACGGUCUGGACCUCCACGCUCUGGUCAUCAGCUGGUGUCUGGAGCGUGGCCUGCAGUACCUCCUCUAUGUCUACCUGGAGCACUACAGGUUGACUCCCAGGAACUGUCCUCUCCUUGCUGGUGGCUCCACCCAGACUCAACCUUGGUUUGACAUGCUGGUGAAGAUCCAGGAGAUCAGCAGAGACCUAACAGACCCGGGAAUGGUUUUCCAGGCCAGUCUAACCAGUGCUCAGGUUCUGUUACCGGGCAGCCCACCAUCCCUUAGCAGCCUGCUUCUGGAGGGUCACAGUCUGCUCGCACUCGCCACCAUUAUGUUCUCCCCUGGAGGCGUUGACCAAGUGGUACUUCGGGCUGAAAGGUCGACCAGCUCGGAGUGCUCGGUGGAUCCUCAGCUGAUGAAGAUGGCGCUGACGGCGUAUCCCAAACUGAAAGCCGCCUUGUUCCCCGCAGGACCAAGAGGUCCCGGCCCAUUCUCUGACAUCUCCAUCUACCAUCUGCUGCAGUCGUUGCAUCCGCUGGACCCCUGUAGACUUUUCGGCUGGCAAGCAGCAAACUCCCUCAACUCCAGCGAAACCACAGAGCUGCCUCACUUCUCCAGCCCACAGCUGGUGGACAGCUUUGCUCUGGUGGACAAUUUGGACUAUUUGUACUAUGUGCAACAUGGCCGACCCUCCUUCGCCUUCGCCACCUUCCUGCUCCAGGAGCUGAUUGGCUGUGACGAUGUCAGCCUACUUCUGCAGCAGGCGUUGCAGCAUGUGCACGGGCUGGCUGUGCAGAGUUUUAACACGGCGUCGGUGGUGGCAGCUGCCGUCUGUUUCUGUGAGCUGCUGGGAGUCAGCAGCCUCCAGCUGAGAGUGGACGUCAAGGUCAUGAAUGCCAUCUUGACACACUGGACACAAUACAACACACGCUGUGGCUACACACAGCCUCUACAAACACUGGUGUCUAAAGGUGUCAAGCUGGUGGAGGCUGAGCCUGGAGCAGCAGAGGAGCUGAUUGGCUACCUGGAAGCUGCAGUGAUGGACAGUCUGGGAGAGAAGGCCGUGAGCAGGUCGUCGUGGGAGGCGGCUCAGGAGUGGGCGUUGCCUGUCCAAUUUUGUCAUCUCCACGCUCUGACUCUCAGCUCCGUUUACCCCGCUCACUGUGCACGUGACGGACAGUACAUCCACUUUCUGUUGUUUGUCCAACUGCACAACUUCCCACCGCAGCAGGUUCGCUCACUGGUCGCACAGUUUGGUCCCACCCUCCAGGAACACCUGAGGCUCGCUUUUCAAAACCUGCAGGUCUUCAAUCAGGGCUCCUUGGGGGUGCAGGAGUCCCCCCGUGAACUGUUCCAGGUGCUCCUGAGGAGCCAGGAGGUGGCAGGACCUAGCAGGUACCUGCUGCGCGAGGCGUUGGGGCAACGCUGCUCGACGUUAACUGUGCUGGCCUCUUGCACACAGGAUGCAGAGCUGCUCCAAUGCCUGUGUGUGUGGCUUCUCACCUCCAUCGAUGUCGUCACUGCCGAGGAAGCUACCUCCCACCUGGCUGACCUGCCUCAGCACCACAAGUGGACCCUGCAUGACCUAUCCAUCAUCUGGAGGACUCUGCUGGGGAAGGGCCUCGUCAGGCCCCUUCUGCGAGGCUUCCAACUCUUUCAGAAGGACUGCCCCCUGCUUGCAGUGCUCAGCAUGUUUGAGUUGUGCUGCGACUACAAGAACUUUUCUGAGGCCAAAGUGAAGCUUCUGGACUUCCAAAGGACGCUUGUUACCCUGAGGAGUAGCAACCAGGCGCCCCCAGGUGGACUCUCUCUGCAAUGGCUGGAGAGUCAGGCGUCCACAUUGCUCAUUAUCCUGUUGCAGCGCUGCUCCUCCCAGUACCAUCUCCACCGCCUCCUGCUGCUCCUCGCCGACGUUGACAAAUUCCUCAAAACUGAUGGUCUGGAUUUCACAAAGCUGAGUCAGCUGAGUCAGCUCCUGCAAGGGUCAGAUGUCAGCGUCCCUCUCAGGUUGCUCCAAUGCAAUUCCUCCUCCAUCCAGAAGUUGGAGUUCCAGGCCACAGUGGAUGCUCUACAGUCACGGGGGUUCUAUUCACAAGCCCGGCAGGUGGCGAUGCUGGCCGGCCUUCCCGUCCACCGUCUGCUGCUGUGUCAGCUGCUCCAGGAAGUCCAGUGUCAGCGGUCCAAACGUCAGUGGUCCAGACUGGAGACCCGUGUGACCUUUUGGAGGAGGUGUCACCAGCAGCUGCAGGCUGAGACCGCUGAUCCCGAAUCGGCUUCCCAGUUUUUCCUGUCGCAGGCGGAAUCUUUGAGGUCGGACCCUUCUGUGGUACCAGAGGCUCAGUCGGAGCUGUUGGCGGUCCGAGAGCGCUGCCUGCUUCUCGGGAUCGCCGCUCACUGGCUCUCCCAGUGCAACCCAGCUCCGGCGGACCAGCUGCAGAUCCUAGAGAAGAAGGUGUGGAUCAGCUGGGUCCGGCAGCAUGCCCUGGUAGCUGCCAUGGAGAGGCAGAGCGUUUUUAACCUGCCGUUGCCCGCUGUCACUCCUGACAUGAACACGUAUGAAGUCCUCAUGAAGGAGUUUUCCUUCUCGAACAUAUCAGAGCUUAACACAGACACGCUCCUCAGUCUGGAAGGACUUCCUGGCCCAGCUGAGGAACAUCUCGAUGUGGAUCCAGUUCUGAAUCCAGCAGAGAAGAACACUCUGGCUGUGCUGGUUGAUGGCUUAUUAGACAAAGGAAGCAUCCAUGAAGCCAGCCGCGUGUGCCGAUACUUCUCCCUGUAUCAUCCAGAUGUCUGGCUGGUUCUGCGCUGCAGAGGCUUGGCGUCCGGAGAACUCAGUUUCGAAACGCGAGACAUGCCUGAGGGUCCGCCCAUGAGGCUCCUACACACUUCACCGUCACUGAGCAGCUUGUCGUCCUUCGUGAUGCUUCCUCUUCCUGAAGACAAGCUGGCACCGCAACUCCAGAAGCUGGUGGAUCAGUGUAGCCAUGGCAACAACUACUGCAAACAAGUCCUCAGCCUCUACCAGCUGUCCAAGGAGCUGCAGUGCUCCUUCAGUCACAUGACAAGGGAGGACCCACGCUGUGUGUUGGAGAAGCUGCUGCUGUCCGAGCACUCGGAGCGCUUCCGGAAUGCUCAGGUCUUCAUCAAAGCUCAGAGCUUCUCUGCUGAAGUGGUGGCCGAGUUGGUGGCGUCCGCGUUGGUUCACGAGCUGCAGGCUGCCGCCCAGGAGCUGCACCUUGAGAGGCAGGCGUUCAGACCAACAGAGGGGCGGGACUCUUUAAUCCAGCUGAUCACAUUGUGUGAAGACCCAAAUCUGGUGGGAAUGAAAGUUCUGGAAAAACUCAAGAGCAUCCCACUGAGGGACUUGAGCUGCAUUGUCGAAUUGCUGAUUGUGGCCCACGACUGCUUCAGUCUGACCUGCAACAUGGAGGGAAUUGUCAGAGUGCUUCAAGCUGCCCGGCACAUAAGCCACGCCUACUUGGCGCCCAGCGAGAACUACGGCCUGCUGGUUCGGCUGCUGACAGGAAUGGGCAGAUACAACGAGAUGACGUACGUGUUUGACCUGCUGCACCAGAACCAUCGCUUUGAGAUGCUGCUGAGGAAGAAGAUGGACACAGACAGAGGACAGAGCUCCAGCCUGAAGACGGCGCUGCUGGACUACAUCAAGCGCUGCCUGCCUGCAGACAGCGAGAAGUACAACAUGGUGGCGCUAUGUUUCAGCAUGAGGAGGGAGAUCGGCGAGAACCACGAGAUGGCAGCCCGGACGCAGCUAAAGAUCAUCGAGUCUCAGCCCUGGGUGGUGUCUCCUGAGCUCAAAAGCUCUCUGCUCAAAGUCUUGUCUCUCUUGAAGGAUGCCGCAGAGAGCUUCUCCAAGGAUGCGUGCGUGCACCAGGCGAGUCGCUGCGUGCGCACGGCCAAGCUGGUCACUCUCCAGCUCCACUUCCUUAAUCAAGGCUCCGACCUCCGUGUGGUCAACCUGCGACCGGCUGACAUGCACCACGCCGUCAUGGCGCUGCCCCGAUGUUAUCAGGUGUUGGUGGUGUCAGAGGCGUAUAGCUACAGCCCGGACUGGGUGGAAAUUGUGUACAACAAGGUGCUUCUCAACGGAGACUUUGCCUACCUGGAGGAGCUCAAACGCCAUCGGCCGCUGACCUCCAGCCUCUUCCAGGACAUUUUCGACAAGCUGGAUGGCGCCCCUAGCGGUGUCACGGCAAAUGCGCGACGCUUGCUGGCAUACUGUGACGACGUGUACAUGCGUUACCGGCUGGCGUACCAACGCAACCUCCACGAUGUCACCAAAACCCUGCUGCAGGACGCCAUGACAUCCAGCUACCUCAACGACAAAAUCAGCUGAAACUGGCUCUGGGAACCAUGACUUGAUGACGUCAUCCUGAAUUAUUUUAGGGUCAUAUUGACCAGGAUGGCCUUACUAGUACAUACAUGCUUGUACAGACCCGUUAAAAAUAAUACUACAAAAUAAUAGUUAUUGGUGAUACAAGAACGUAAUUACAAAAAUGAAUAGUUCAAUACGAUUGAGUAAAUAAAUGACUUAAAAACAAGACGAGAAGCUUCAGUAAGGCGUUUAUCAUCUGCAUUUUGCUGACUGGCUCACGGCAGUUGUGCAAAAUAUCAUUUGAUUGUAACUUUGCUGCUGACUGAAGCGUUUGUGCUCCAGUAGUGAUGAUGAGGGUUCCAAAGGUCACCCUAACAGGCAUGAAAAGCUUCUGGAACUUCAUCAGAGGAGCAUCCAUUAAACUGAAUGUUCUUCUGGGGCUGUGGGUUUUUAUGAAGGGGGUGGAGAAUCCUGCUACACACACCUAUACAUACAGUAGAUACAGUGGUGUGAAAAAGUCAUUGCCCCCUGUUAAAACAACUGAGAUUAAUUUAGAUCUAUCAGCAUGGAAAAGGUUAUAAAGCCAUUUCUAAAGCUUUGUGACUCAAUGAACCACAGUGAGAGCCAUUAUUCACAAAUGGCCAAAACAUGGAACAGUGGUGAACCUUCCCAGGAGCGGCCGGCCAACCAAAAUUACCCUAAGAGCGCAGCGACGACUCAUCCAAAGACUGCAGGCCUCGCUCUGUUAAGGUCAGUGUUCAUGACUCCACCAUAAUAAUAAUAAUGGAUUAGAUUUUAUCAUGCUUUUCAAGUAACCCAAAGCGCUUCACAAUGAAGUGAACCCAUUAUUCAUUCACUUCUCGGUCACACACGGGUGGAGGUAAUCUACAUCUGUAUCAACAGCUGCCCUGGGGUAGUCUGACGGAAACGUGGCUGCCAAUUUGCGCCUACGACCUCUCCAGCCUCCACCAACAUUCAUUUGCACACAAGGAUCGAACCGCCAACCUUCCGGUUUCUGGACGACCUGCUGUGGGCAGAUACUGGAAAAAAACGGUUCUACAACAAACAAAAAAACUACUGAACAAAAAGAACAUUAAGGCUCAUCUCAAUUUUGCCAGAAAACAUUUUGAUGAUCCCCAAGACCUUUGGGAAAAUACUCUGUGGUCUGAUGCAACAAAAGUUGACCUUUUUGGAAGAUGUGUGUCCCAUUACAUCUGGCGUAAAAGUAACGCCGCAUUUCAGAAAAAGAACAUACCAACGGUAAAAUGUGGUGGUAGUGUGAUGGUCUGGGCCUGUUUUGCUGCUUCAGGACCUGGACGACUUGCUGUGAUAAAUGGAAUCAUGAAUUCUGCUGUCUACCAAAAAAUCCUGAAGGAGAACCCAACUUGGGUUCUGCAGCAGGACAAUGAUCCAAAACACACCAGCAAGUCCACCUCUGAAUGGCUGAAGAAAAACAAAACGAAGACUUUGGAGUGACCUAGUCAAAGUCCUGACCUGAAUAAUAUCCUGUGGAAUGACUAAACAGGUGGUUCAUGCUGGAAAACCCUCCAAUGAGGCUGAAUUACAAUAAUUCUGCAAAAAUGAGUGGGCCGAAAUUCCUCCACAGCGCUGAAAGAAACUCAUUGCAAGUUAUUGCUAAUGCUUGAUUGCAGUUGUUGUUGCUAAGGGUGGCCCAACCAGUUAUUAGGUUUAGGGGGAAAUCACUUUUUCACACAGGGCCAUGUAGCUUUGGAAAGUUUUUGUCCCUUAAUAAUAAAAAGUUUCAUUUAAAAACUGCAUUCUGUACUCUGAUGAUCUGAAGCAUUUAAGUGUGACAAACAUGCAAAAAAAAAAAAAAAAAGAAACCGGCAAGGGGGCAAACACUUUUUCACACCACUGUAUAUGUAUUCAUAAGCAACGCCAACGGAAAAGCUAAAGAAACAGUAAAAUAUGUGAGGGGACAACCAUUCUUUGUGUGUGAAAAGUUAACCACUAUAAAACAUAGCUGCAUGGUGGAAUGUCCUGCGUAUACAAUCAAAAAGGCUAAAAAAAAAACUGCAACACAUUUGACAAAGCCAAAUGGAGACAUUACUGUCACACUAGUGUAGAAAGAAGUUAACGGUCAUGGCAAGAGCUCGGCUGUUGCUACUGGAGUUUUGAACUAUUUUGGCACUUUCCUGAAUACACUUGGGGAACACAAGACCAGAACAGCUUGCUGAUGCCCUCAACUUGAACUCGGACCAGCAAAAGGUACAGGUUCUUUAAAAUAAACUAGUUAAAAGUGCUGAGAGCUGCACUAAGCCAAAUUAAUUGACUAACUGCUGAAGUUCAAAGAGUUUGUCUAGCAACAAUGCCAAACAAAAAGCAAAAUGAUACUUGCCCUCAAAAUGUGUGUCCACAAUCAGAAACAGGGCCAAAUAUGUAAUGAAAGAGCAACUGGAAAAGCAACAGCAAGAAACUGUAGCACAAACUAUAGCACGAAUAAGGCAAGUUCUAAGAGGCCUGCAAACACAGAUUGGGAAUGUACAAUCACAAAAUGACAGCUUCAAGAGGAGUUUCUCUGAGAUCCAUGAUGCAGGCAAAAACCUUAAGGAGAAAAAUAGAGCACUGCGCAAUAAUAUCAAGGUGCUACAUAAUGAUACCAAGGUACUACAGGAUGAUAACGUUGCCUUACGCUCUGCUCUUAAGGAAGAGAAAGAAACAAAGGGAAAAAAAUUAUAGAGCAAAUGAAGAAUACAAUUGAUGUGAUAGAUCAGCAUGCACGAAUGAACGAUGUCAUCCUGACAGGGCUCCGAAUUAUACCCAGGUCAAAUGGCAGGGCAGUUGAGAACAGAGGACAACUAGAUGACAGGAAUGUUCCUUCAAUGGAGCAAAAAAUCACCAAUUUUCUACAAUCAAAAGGAGGUGGAUGUAGAUGUCGACACCAUUGAUACAUGCAUCCCACUGUAUGGCAGAAACAAUGCCACACCUGUCAACACUGUCAAGUUCACCAACAUGGCACUGUUGAAACAGGGAAACAGGGAAAGAAGCUGAAAGGUACACUCUAAAACACAAAUACCUGUAUUAGACUUGUUGUGUCUGUCAAAGUCAAAGGAAAAGCAAAAGAAACAAAAACAUUAACACUUGACAAAGGCAAAAGGGACAAACAUUCUUGUCACACGAAAGUAGAAAAUUAAUCGCUGUAAACACAAACAACAUUUCUUGCGUAUGCUAUGUCCGAAAAGCCAAAGAAAAAGCAAAAUUCUUCACAAAAGCAAAGGUCAUUACCGGAAGUUGAAUUCCUGACAAGUCAGUGAUGAUGGCGACUUAAUGUAUGAUUUAACAAUGCCAUUUCUGAAAUCAAUGUUGCAGUGUAAAUACUAAGAAUUAAUUACCCACGUAAUAUAACUACUUUGUUCCAGACACCCAAAAAUGUUAACACAAAAGACAUUUUAUAGACAAUAAUUCGAUCUUUUUUUUUUUUAAUCAGAAAUAUUUUUAUUAAAUUUUAACAAAGUCAAAACCAAGUGUACACAAUGUUUGCUGGAUGUUUGGCCAGAGAUCAAGAAAAAUAAAAAAAUACCUAAAAAAACAAACAAACAAAAAACACCAGACAAAAAGUAUAACAGUAAGCCACACACAGCCCAAAGAAACAAUAAUAAGAAUUUUACACGCAGAACAUGAUGCACAUAUAAUUACAAAUAACAAAUGAAUGGACAACUGAACAUUUAACAUCAAUUUUACAUGGUUUUGUUGAAAAAAAAAAACACCCACAAAACCAUCAAUUAACAAGAUAACAUAAAAUAAAGAAAUUAUUCUGCAGCAACCACAAUUUGCAAAAAUGUAAAAAAAAAAUAUCAAAGUAAAUAUUAUCAAUGUUCUAGAACCAAUAAACAUGUACCUUGCCGUUUAAUAUAGAAAAGGGA
Molecule: messenger RNA, 11104 nt
Organism: Dunckerocampus dactyliophorus (ringed pipefish)
Lineage: Eukaryota; Metazoa; Chordata; Actinopteri; Syngnathiformes; Syngnathidae
Gene: spg11
Product: SPG11 vesicle trafficking associated, spatacsin
Exons: 40
Coding region: 159-7241 (2360 amino acids)
Biological process (GO): axo-dendritic transport; synaptic vesicle transport; axon extension
Cellular component (GO): axon; synapse; cytoplasm
Source: RefSeq, a predicted model, not a curated record